CACUCGCCAGUGGCGCCGCCACUGAAAUGACAGCGAAAAAGUGUGUGCAAUGCGGGCGUUUUUCUCGAUAUUUUCCUGGAAAUGAGCGACAAAACCAUCCAAAAUCCCCUCUGUUGCUGUGAAUACAUCGACCGUGAUAAUGAGCGCAACCACAUUCUAGGCUGCUGCUGCAAUUGCGUGGAUCUGGAUCAGGCGGCUGACAGACUCUUCCGGUGUCAAUCCGUCACGCAGUCCCAGAAGACAAACAUGCUGCUGACGCUGCAGGAUCGCAUCCGGGCGCCGUGGUUUGGGGGCGCCAAGCGAGUUGCCACGGUGGACGUGAUUCCCAUUCUCGUCCUGCCGGCGAUGCUGUACACCGCCGCCAUCAGCCUGUACUGCUCCGUGGUGAUCUUCCUGGCCAUGGCAGCCUUCCUGUUCUACAUGUACUUCCACCUGCGACGCACGGCGCCGAGGUCGAAGUUCUUUUUCCUCUGGACAAUCUGGUCCAUUCUCUUCCUGUGGAUCCUGUUUGAGUCCACAGUGCCGAUGCUUGAGCUCCUGCCGGAGGAGAAUGUGGCCUUUCUGCUCCUUCUGUCCAUUUCACUCUUCUUUCUCUACAAAACCAAACAAUUCUCACAGAGUUGCCAGGCUGGCGCUCACAGUGCCGCCCAUGAUGCCACAGAUGAGGAUUCGGCGGCUCUGCUGACGCACGACGAGCCGGAGGACGCGGAAUUGGGCAGCAAUGUUUGCCAGCUGUGCCGGAAGCGCGUGCCGCAGCGGACGUUCCACUGCACGCCGUGCCAGACGUGCGUGGUGCGCCAGGAUCACCACAAUGUGUGGCUGGACUGCUGCAUCGGCGCCUCCAAUCAUCGCUACUACCUUCUGGGCUGCGUUCUGGGCCUGCUGACGCUCCUGUUCGGCGCCAAUCUCUCACUCACGUCCAUCUGCCAUCCCUUCCUCAUCGCCAACGUGCUGGGCGUGCACGUGCUCAUGCCGGACGACUGCACGGAUGUGUACGAUCAGUACGACAUCGCCGUGUGCUUCGUGGGCAGCGUUUACGCGCUCGCCAUGGCCACUUGCAUGGCGCUGGCGCUGCUGCAGCAGAUCUUCUUCAUCUCGCGCGGCGUCACGGGCACGGAGUGGCGCCGCGGCGAGCUCAGCGGCCAGCGGCGGCACUGCUGCACAAACUGGCGCAACUUCCUGUGCGGCAAGUAACUCACCAUUUACGCUUAGAAAAGGUGGAAAGAAGGGCGGUUUUCUAGAUAUUCUCUAGCGCGGCUCAUUAGCACGUCUAAUGGCACACACACAGUGAUAGAAGAGAGUUUGCUCAAGAGAUUCUAAUCAAAAACGCACCAUUAAAUCAAUGGAAUAUUUCAAUGGACAAAGCGAGCAAAUUCCAGGAAGAAAUGAACCAAAAAAAGUUAAGCUUUCUGUGCUUUUGGCGGGUCGAAAUGCACAGAUAUGUAUUUCUAGAGACUUUAGAAUAGAAUUAUUUAGUCAAUUGAUGAAUUUUAUGUACCAUGAAAAAGAGGGUUUUUUGCACAAAAAAACCCCAAAAGUUUGAAUUUCUACGAAAGUUUCUUCAUUCUGUCGAGAUUCUUAAGCAAUGCGCGCGCAGACUUAAACACAUUUUUUAGAGACGGAAUGUGUUGCAAAAGUAUUUAUUGUAUGGAAGAAGAAGAAAAAAACUACACACAAUUUCAAUAAUCACGCCGAGUAAUUUAGAGAGAAAAA
This is a messenger RNA of Phlebotomus argentipes, 1713 nucleotides long. Its product is annotated as palmitoyltransferase ZDHHC23-B-like. The transcript is spliced from 4 exons. Bases 82 to 1194 code for a protein of 370 amino acids. Lineage: Eukaryota; Metazoa; Arthropoda; Insecta; Diptera; Psychodidae. The record is from RefSeq and is a predicted model, not a curated record. Gene Ontology annotation, cellular component: endoplasmic reticulum; Golgi apparatus. Gene Ontology annotation, molecular function: protein-cysteine S-palmitoyltransferase activity. Gene Ontology annotation, biological process: peptidyl-L-cysteine S-palmitoylation; protein targeting to membrane.